Molecule: messenger RNA, 677 nt
Organism: Aegilops tauschii subsp. strangulata
Lineage: Eukaryota; Viridiplantae; Streptophyta; Magnoliopsida; Poales; Poaceae
Source: RefSeq, a predicted model, not a curated record
AUGCAGGUUUUCGCUCCUAAACUCCGUCCUAUGAAUUUUGUGUUAGCACCUUAUAAUGGUAGUUUGCCGCAGCUGGUAUAUAAUCCCUACUCAUGGUCGAAGAUUGCAAGCAUCAUCUUCUUGGAUUCUCCUGUCGGUUCUGGCUUCUCGUAUGCUCGUGAUCCCAAAGUUUAUGAUGUCGGGGACAUGUCGUCUUCUUUGCAAGCUGUCACAUUUCUGAAGAAGUGGUUCAGCGAUCACCCACGCUAUGUUUCAAAUCCUUUUUACCUUGGAGGAAGUUCAUAUGCUGGAAAGAUGAUUCCAGUCAUCGCACAAUACAUCUCAGAAGGUAACUUUGGGUAACACUGCACGUGUCCUAUAUAAAAUAUAAACAAAUCAUAUCUUAACAAAGGAAAGCCAUCAAACCAAAUUUGUCAUUUGCUGAUUUUUAGAGAGGAAGGAUAAAAAACCAUCGAAAAAACUAACGCCCACACGUGUGGCAUCUUGCACAUCGUCCACACGCCUCCAUCACCACUCAUUUUGCCACGUAUGAAAAGAUGACAUCAACAGGAAUUUUUUGGUUUUUGGCUUAAAAAUGUUAUAUCUCUUAAUUAAAAAUCUAUUUUCACCAUUAAAUCCGUCUCGACGAGAUCUUCAAAACUAGACCCCAUGUUGAUAUGUUUCGACGAAAUUUUUUU